Molecule: messenger RNA, 967 nt
Organism: Thrips palmi
Lineage: Eukaryota; Metazoa; Arthropoda; Insecta; Thysanoptera; Thripidae
Exons: 5
Coding region: 239-967 (242 amino acids)
Source: RefSeq, a predicted model, not a curated record
CCUGCCCCGCCGGUCUGAGCGCCGCGCCCGCCGCCUCAAACGAGUCCGUCAAGAGGAAGGUGCGUGCGCGCAGCCACACCGCGCUACCGCGUCUGCAGAGGAGCGCCCCAGCACGGCCAUGGCCACGGCCAGGACUAACUUAGUGCGAAGGACUGUGUCAGUGUGAGUGCGUGAGUGCGUGAGUGCGUGGCCCGCCAAAGUGACAAAGUGUGCCUAACUGGAUUAACCUACAGCAGCCAUGAGGCUCUCCGCGCGCAUUUUGCUGGUGGUCAUCCUAGCCCUGGUCGGCAUCUGCAACUCCGACGGCGACCUGGACGAGUCGUCCGAGCGCCUGGAUGACUUUGGCGACCUCUCCCUGGAUGACAACGAGUCCGAGCCGCACAGCGACCUGUCACACCUGUCGGACGACGAGUUCCUGGCGGGCGACGCGGAGGGCGGCGCGGCGGCGGGGCCCGGCCAAAGGCCCGGCCAAAGGCCCGGCCGGCCCGGCGAGGUGCAGGCCGAGAAGUCCGCCAUGAUGCUGCGGGUGAUGGGCGCCACGCUCAAGCGGCCCGGCAUGACGCAGCGCUUCGGACAGAUCCUGCCCAUCAUCAGGGUGAUGAGCCCGCCGCAGCGACUGGCGCUCGCCGCCCUCGUCAUGCAGCAGGCCAUGGUGCCCGAGCACGUCAACGACCCCCCGCUGCAGAUGGCCAUGAAGCUGGGCGCCACCCCGGACGGCAAGAGCAACCUGACGACGCAGCUGCUGCUGCCGCUGAGCGCCGACAUCGCGCACAUCUUCCGCGGGGCCGGACUGCCCAAGGCGGGUGAAAAUCUCUAUAUUAUGGUAAAUUCUCUAUAUAUUUAUGGUGGUGCAGUUGACUUAAAUCACACCAUGAAGAAUUCACUUCAUAUAGAUUUUGACGAAUUUCAUUUUCGUAUUGGAGAAAAUCUUCACCAUAAUAUGGCGGUGCAGAGCCUUUCACCAUAG